Glarea lozoyensis ATCC 20868 is the source of this 738-nucleotide messenger RNA. Its product is annotated as Homo-oligomeric flavin-containing Cys decarboxylase, HFCD. Gene Ontology annotation, biological process: coenzyme A biosynthetic process. The record is from RefSeq and is a predicted model, not a curated record. The transcript has a single exon. Gene Ontology annotation, molecular function: phosphopantothenoylcysteine decarboxylase activity; FMN binding. Gene Ontology annotation, cellular component: phosphopantothenoylcysteine decarboxylase complex. The coding region runs from base 1 to 738 and encodes 245 amino acids. NCBI's taxonomy places the organism in Eukaryota, Fungi, Ascomycota, Leotiomycetes, Helotiales, Helotiaceae.
AUGUUGUCAAACACUUUCAGCGAACCCACAAAGAGUCGGGUCCAAAAUCAAAUGCAACCACCCUUUAAAGCUUCAGACCACGCCAACGACAGGAGAGCCCAUGUCCUCCUCGCAGCAUCCGGCUCAGUAGCAACAAUCAAAAUCCCAAACAUCCUUGGCGCUCUAGCUCAUCACGAGAAUCUCUCUAUAAUCCUCCUCCUUACCAAAUCCGCUUCCGCCUUUCUUCGCGGCCAGUCUCACGAACAACCAGAGCUUCCCCUCUCGUCCCCAAACCUCUUUGCUACAUUCCAUGACGAAGACGAAUGGAACAUCCCCUGGGUUCGCGGGAACCCUAUUUUGCACAUUGAGCUGAGAAGAUGGGCGGAUAUAAUGGUGAUUGCGCCGUUAAGCGCAAACACUCUCGCGAAGAUCACAGGCGGGUUUAGUGAUAACAUCUUGACUAGUGUGGUUCGGGCGUGGGACACUACGGGCUUGGUAGAGGCUAAAAGCGUUAAUGAGAGAAAGAGAAAGAGGAUAGUUGUUGCGCCGGCAAUGAACACGGCGAUGUGGAGACAUCCGGUUACGAGAAAGCAGAUUCGAAUACUUGAGGAUGAAUGGGGGUUGGGGAAGAGCGAGGAGGGUUGGUUUGAGGUUUUGGGGCCCAAGGAGAAGGAACUGGCUUGUGGGGAUGUUGGGGAUGGGGCCAUGAAGGAGUGGACUGAUAUUGUGACAACCAUUGAAGAAAGGUUGGGACUAUGA